AUGAAUGCUUUACCAACGGAGAUGACCAAGUUCUCUGAGCACAGCUCAAGCGCCAUCGUCAAGGUCAUCGUCGGCCAAGGCAUGAACCAGCGCGUCCACAACCUCCACAAAUCCCUCCUCACGGAGAAGUCAGAGUUCUUCCGCGGUUGCCUCGCCGGCCACUUCGUCGAAGCCAACACCAACCAAGUCUUGCUUCCCAACGACGAUCCCCAAGCCUUCGAGUGCUUCGUCAACUGGGCGUAUGGCGGCACCGUUGCAGCCGAUAUGACCGUCGACGAGUGCAUUCAAGCCUACAUUCUCGCCCACAAACUGUCGUACGACAGCACGCCACAGCUGCAGGAGCUAAUCAUCCAAACCCUCAACGGGGCAGCGAACAAGGAAGCCAUCACACUGAAGCAAGUGCAGAAGGUGGUAAACUCUGACCUCGCCGAGUCGGAUCUCAUGGACGCCGUCAUCGUCGGGCUUGCGAAUGCCGCGGACAAGAAUUGGGAAGUCAUGUCGAAGGACGAGACUUGGCAUGGCAUCUUGUCUGCCGACGCAGGGCUGACGCUACGGGUGCUGGCUGCGCUGCGCACGAGCUGGUCUGUCAAGACGAAAGAUGCGCUUGUUUCCUCUGGCAAGCGGACUGGAGGCGCGCAGGCUAAGAAGCGAACGAGGGAGCAAAUGUUGGCCACGGGCUUUGGAAAUCAUCCACGUGUCUGA
Molecule: messenger RNA, 702 nt
Organism: Cyphellophora europaea CBS 101466
Lineage: Eukaryota; Fungi; Ascomycota; Eurotiomycetes; Chaetothyriales; Cyphellophoraceae
Exons: 2
Coding region: 1-702 (233 amino acids)
Molecular function (GO): protein binding
Source: RefSeq, a predicted model, not a curated record